Magallana angulata is the source of this 549-nucleotide messenger RNA. RefSeq lists its product as uncharacterized. Lineage: Eukaryota; Metazoa; Mollusca; Bivalvia; Ostreida; Ostreidae. Bases 1 to 540 code for a protein of 179 amino acids. The transcript has 4 exons. Gene Ontology annotation, molecular function: nucleic acid binding. The record is from RefSeq and is a predicted model, not a curated record.
AUGGAAAAUAAGUCAGCAUCCAGUAAGAGAAGUUUUCUUCGAAUCAAGCAGCUGAAUAGGCGAUGUCAGCUGUCCCCUGGGAGGUUUACAGAAAAAUGGACUUCAAAGUUAGCCAGGAAAUUAAAAAGACAAAGAUUGGCACAGGCUCAGAGAAGUGUUAAACGGCGCCGCCUGGAAUUGAAAAAUGAAAGAUCAACAAAAGAUGCUUCCCAGUCUGUAUUAGAGGGUGCAACAUAUAGUUCAAAGAUUGGAUUGGAGGAGUCGGUGGAUUUGGAGGACAUCAGCAUGCCAAAGUCAUUGUGCCUGCAGAGAAGUCAGUUUAUAGUUUUUGAUCUGGAAACCACUGGACUAGGCAGGACUUCAGAUAUCCUCCAGAUUGCAUGUGUUUGUGGAACAGAGAGCUUUAAUGUAUACAUGAAACCAACAUGCUGUAACAUCAGUAUUUCUGCAUCUGAAGCAACAGGUUCGUAUACAGAAUUUAUCGUGAGCAGAAAUAAUUUUGUGAUUGUCCCUUACAAAGUAUUUACUUAUCAUUUCUAAAUGUUUUAU